AUAUGUCAAUAACCCGUGACUUGUGACGUCAAGACACGGGAUAGACAUCCUGAAAUACACAGGUUUCCACCUGAAGAGAGCAUUCUCAAACCGAUCGCGGAGGUAACACACUACCCAGGAUUUUUUUGAAUAUUAUAUUUACCAACAACAAAGAAUUAAACAUGUCGCUGUACCCAACUUUAGAGGAUAUGAAGGUGGACAACAUGGCCCAGGCACAAAGGCAGCAUGAGGCAGCCAUUCAAGGCAACACACAACCACAGCAAACUUACCCACAGCAGCAGCCAGCACUGGUGUACCCCCAACAAGGGGCAAGUGGAAGCAUGUACCCCUCUCUACAGAAUGAAUACAUGGGCAUGCAGCUUACCCCCCAGACGUACCAGCAAUACCAGGUCGUACCACAGCAACCUAUGCCAGUUGGUGUUAGACAGACAGGUACAGGCCAGACACAGGUCGCCCCCAUCACUGGAAACAACAAGGGACUACAGCGGGCUGAGAUUAAACAGGGCAUCAGACAGGUGAUUGCUUGUAAGGAUGCCGACAACAAGAUUGGGCUCCGACUACGACAUGUCAACAAGGGACUGUUUGUGGCAUUAGUACAGGACAACAGUCCAGCUGCCCUGGCAGGUCUCCGUUUUGGCGACCAGAUUCUACAGAUCGAUGAACAGGAUGUAGCAGGAUGGGACACGGAUAAGGCCCACAAGGUCUUGAAAAACGCAUCACCUGACAGAAUUGUGUUUGCUGUUAGAGACAGACCAUUUGAGAGGACCAUCUCGAUGCAGAAAGACAGCAAUGGCUACAUUGGGUUUGUCUUCAAGGAUGGAAGGAUCAAGUCUCUGGUGAAGGAUUCAUCAGCAGCAAGAAAUGGUGUCCUUAUAGAUCACCAUCUCAUCGAGGUGAACGGUCAGAAUGUGGUGGGACUUAAGGACGAUAAAGUUGGAGAGAUCUUUGAUGCUGCUGGAAGGACAGUUACCAUUACAAUUAUGCCAACUUUCAUCUAUGAACACAUUGUAAAAUGCAUGGGCAACAGUAUAAUCAAGAAACUGAUGGAUCAUUCUAUCCCCGAUGUGUAAACACCUCAGCAGCGGAAGUGAAAAGUCUUCUUAAUAACAAACAAUAUCUGUACAUUAUGUAUUGAUGUGUCUGUGCCCUGGAGGAGGAAGUGAUUUUUGUCUUAACGGGUGCAUGGCUCAGACCAUUACAAAACCUUCUUCAAUCUUGUCGACUUGGUGAUCAGACCAAAGCCAGGAAUUAUUUCAUUCAUUGUACAUUUAACAUGUGACUUUUGCAUUUGUCUCCAGCUUUUUGUUUUGUAGGACCUUGUACAACUUGUGUAUUGCUUAACUAAAUGCCUAUUGUGAUGUUGGUGAUUGUUUUCUGUGAUCCUAGAGUAGACAUACAAUGUUACACCAUGCAUGUAAAUGGUAGAAAUGAAACUCUGUAGAAGACAAUAGGCCAAUAAGUAUUUUCCUGUUUUCUGUGCCUGACCAAGCCUUACUCUUGACAAAUGUUAAACUUCGUUCAAAUCAGAUCAAAUCAGAACUUUCAUCUUGUUUAGAUAUUUUAAAAGCUUUUUCUGCUUGUGUACCCUAAAUAUCUUAGAACAGAAUAUGGGAACACGUUUGUUGGCCUUAAAGCAUGUUUUAUAUUUAUCAUUUUUAUCCCAUUUGAAUUCACUAUUGACUUCUUUUAAUUCAGUAGUUUUAUUUCCAAUGUGGCACACACUAUCAAUCAUAGGGAUAGUCAGAGGGAUAUGAAAGAAAAGUCUUUUUGAAUUGGAGCUUUUAAAAAGUUUGAUCAUUGAGACUGAAUGAAAGAAUAUAAGUAAGAAAUGGAUGAGUUCAGUUACAGAAAGCAGUGUGAAAAGUAGAGGAAAUGUCAUUUAUAGGUCAAUGAAUAGCUGGCUUGUGUAUGAGAGAAAUAGUGAGGAGAAUUGUAAUUUGCUGCUCUUAUUAAAAUUGGGACUUAUCCAUAUCAGAAAAUAAAAUCCUUUUUUCCCAUCUACUGUACAUUUCAGUGCCCAAGUCUUUUUUCUAGAAUUUAGACAAUGUUAAAUUCUGAAACACUUUUGAAAAAAAAAAUCUGCUUUGUACCUGAAUGUUUUUGAGAACUGAGGAAACAUUGCAUGUGUAUCUAAAUGUGUCAUGAUACAAAGGUGACAUCACUCUUUACCAAUACUUCAGGGGGUUUUAUUCGGUGUAAAACCCUAAUACCACACUUUAACACUGUAAAUAUUUACCAUUAAUCAUUACGUUAAAAUGAUAUCUAUUUUCGGUAAUGUUUGAUGACUCUGAUAGUAGUUAAUCUUGUUUGAUCAUUUGUUCCAUUAUAAAUUACCGGAUUUAUCCAUCAGUAAGCCCAUUGCUUGAUAAUUUAGGAUGCAACAUUGCAGUUCAGUAGAACAAGUGUUAUUUCAUUGUACUGUACUGAGCUCCUCUCCACUACUUUCAAUCAAAGGUUAUAUAUAUGUUGGGGUUUACUGCAGGAUAAAUACAGCUCUAACACCAUGAAUAGUAAGUUUACAAUAUAGAUCUACCGGGUAUUUCUGGUUUAAUGCUGAUGUUUUCUACAAGACAAGUCUCUUUCUGAUAGAGAAAUAUUGACAUAAAAGUUUCAUACCAGUAAUUAUUUUGUCUUAGUUCUACUCUUGUAUACGACUCAAAAAAGUUGUAUAAUGAUUUGUUAAUUAUUAAGAUAUAUAUAUUAUGCAUUAUUAAAAUAUUUUCUGUUAUUUGAUACUGCCUUUCUUAAUUGUUUGUGGUUGAUGAUAUUUUUAAAAUGUACAUUGUCAUGUAUUGUUAUUUUGUUUUGAUCGUUAAUUCACUCGUCUAUUCAGUGAGUUGUUGAAUAGUUAAUUCACUCGUCUAUUCAGUGAGUUGUUGAAUAGUUAAUUCACUCGUCUAUUCAGUGAGUUGUUGAAUAGUUAAUUCACUCGUCUAUUCAGUGAGUUGUUGAAUAGUUAAUUCACUCGUCUAUUCAGUGAGUUGUUGAAUAGUUAAUUCACUCUUCUAUUCAGUGAGUUGUUGAAUAGUUAAUUCACUCCUCUAUGCAGUGAGUAGUUGAAUAGUUACUUCAAUACUUUAUUCAGUGAUGUGUUUAAUAGUUUAUUCAAUACUAUAUUAAGUGAUUUGCAUAAUAUCUUAUGUUCUAUUAAACAAUUUCAACAUGUUUUGCACAAAGCAGAUUUUAGUUUGUUUGCCCUGUAACAUGUGUGCACAAAUGAAAUUAGGCAGAUAAGCAACAGAAACCCAGAAAUAGUCUGAAAAUAUAACUUGAGGUCAAGGGUUCAGUAACCUGAGUCUGAAAAUAUAACUUGAGGUCAAGGGUUCAGUAACCUGAGUCUGAAAAUAUAACUUGAGGUCAAGGGUUCAGUAUCCUGAGUCUGAAAAUAUAACUUGAGGUCAAGGGUUCAGUAUAUAUCCUGGAUGGAUGCCAUUUAGUCUGAUCAGAAAUUUGUCGGCUUAGAGAGUGUUAAUUACAGAACAGAGAUUCUAAUAAGGCUACCAUAUCAUGUUUGAGGUUUAUAUUGAUUCGCCAGAAAUACACCACAGUAAUUGUGUUACGAUGGUUUUGGUAGGAGUAUACAUAUUCCGAAAAUAUACUUUAUUAUUUCAUGUAACAAGAUAUUUCAGCUUUCAUGAAAUUUGAGUAUUGUGAAAAAAUUAAGGUCACAUGUUGAAAAUUAUUUUCAGUACAUUACUGUCAUUUACUUACCUUUGAUAUGUACUCAUUUUUUAUUGGUCAAAAUAGGUUAUCCUUCUUAAUAUCUAGUUACAGUUGACAAAAUAUAUAGACAUAAAUCUUACUUUCUAUACUCACUGUAAAUCACUCACAUUUCGCAUGGGAUCUAUUUUGGUAUUAAUACAAAGGGAGAGUCAAUCACAAGGUCAAACCCCUGGCAGUUAUUUGUAAAAAUAACAUCUCUGGAUGGCAUCCAUUUCCUUUGAUUAUAUAUAUAUGGUUUCGCAUAAUCAUCAAUAACUCAUCUCACUCUCCAAACAUAGAAGUAUUGUGUGGAAUGUUCACAUUUGUAGGUUUUUUCUGUCUACAUACUACAGUAACUACAAUUCUAUUCAGUUAUUGUGUGAGCUACCCUGUACACAGGUAUGUACCUGUGUCACAUGACUGUCGGGUAUAGUCACAUGAUGCUCAAAACAAAAUGGCGGCCAAUAAGAAGUUAUCAGUUAGCGAUAUAGGAGUCUUGCAGAUUUAAUGUUUCUAAUAGGUCAUCACUUGCAAAUUUCCCCUGAUGCAUAAUUUUUCACAGACUAAUAUUUUGUAUUCAAUCCAUUUUUCAUGUAUCUGUUCUUCAGGAUUUAUCCUCAAUUCAAUAUGCUGAAAAACAAUUUAAAUAACAAAAUGAAAUGUGCUGGAUACCGAGGCCAUAGUGUUUGACAGAUCUUUUGCAUGUAGUGUGAUUAAAUAUGAUUAUGAAUGUAUUUUCUUAUUUGAUAAUAAAACAAAAUAUUAGAUAAUUUUAA
Pecten maximus is the source of this 4478-nucleotide messenger RNA. RefSeq names its product syntenin-1-like. Gene Ontology annotation, cellular component: cytoplasm; plasma membrane. The record is from RefSeq and is a predicted model, not a curated record. Lineage: Eukaryota; Metazoa; Mollusca; Bivalvia; Pectinida; Pectinidae. Bases 162 to 1070 code for a protein of 302 amino acids. The transcript has 8 exons. Gene Ontology annotation, molecular function: protein binding.